CGGAAAUGUAUGCUCGAUUGUACUUUUUGCAUGUCUUAUUCAUCCGGCAUUGGGAGCCAUGAAGGACUUCAAUAUCGCCCUGUACUCCAUGUUAGCACUCCUGAUGAUCUCUAAUGUCUUUUCUCCAGUUUCAGCAGUCACUCCUGUAAAGGUGAAUCUUCAUGAAGCUGCUACUCUCCCCUGUAAUAGGAUGUGUUCUGGUCUGGUUACAUGGACUGUGUUCCAUAAAGCAGGUGACAUUCUGGCUCAGUGUAAUCAGACAUCAUGUCAGUCAAAGGAGGGAUUUCACAUGUCCCAUGAUCAGUACCUGAAGGGAGAUCUCUCCCUCACCAUCAAUGAUGUUGAUUACACUAAGAGGGCCUGGUACACCUGUGAGUGUGAAGCUGUAGACAUUUGUGAUUUGAGCAUUCAGAUUGAGUCUGUAAAUGUCCACAAACAUUUCCAUCCUGGAGAAUCUCUCAGCAUGGAUGUGAAUGUCUCAGAGCCAGUGGAGGUGAUUCUGAACAGGACUGGUGACACCAAACCAAACACUGUCAAACUGUGUGAGAUUAGGGGGCGUGAAAUUCAGUGUGUCCCUGAGUAUGAGAAGAGAGUGUCAUUCAGUUUCAGUCUGCAGCUGAAGGAUCUGGAGGAGUCUGAUUGUGGAGUUUACAACAUACGGGACACCAGGAAUGAUGAAGUCAUUGCUGCAUACUCAGUAAUAGCUGGAGGUUCAUUAAGCAGCCACCCCUGUCCCAGCUCUCCCUGGAAUGGCCUGGACUCUACAAAGGAGCCGGAUGACUCACGCUGUCGUUCCCACCUGAAAACAGUUCUACGUCAAGAGCCACAGAAUCCUGUUAUAAGAGUGAAGCUUAAUGAGAAUCCAACUCUCCCCUGCAGUCAGACGUGUUCUAGUCUGGUCACAUGGACUGUGUACCAUAAACCAGAUGACAUUCUGGCUCAGUGUAAUCAGACAUCAUGUCAGUCAAAGGAAGGUUUUCACAUGUCCCAUGAUCAGUACCUGAAGGGAGAUUUCUCCCUCACCAUCACCGAUGUUGAAUUCAAUAAGAGUGCCUGGUACACCUGCAGCUGCAGUGGUAAAACAUUAUGUGAUUGGAAUCUUCAAGUCCAUGCUUUCAGUUUUAAAGUUCAUGUCCAUCGUGGAGAAUCUCUCAGCAUGAACGUGCCCAUCUCAGUACCAGUGGAGGUGAUUCUGAACAGGACUGGUGACACCAAACCAACCACUGUCAGACUAUGUGAGAUUACGGGGCGUGAAGUUCAGUGUGUCUCUGAGUAUGGGAAGAGAGUGUCAUUCAGUUCCAGUCUGCAGCUGAAGGGUCUGAAGGAGUCUGAUAGUGGAGUGUAUACCAUACAGGACACCAGCAAUGAGGAAGUCAUUGCUACAUACACUGUCACCACAGCCACUUUUGGUGGUAUGAAGGAAGAACCUGACACACACACUGUGCUGGCAGUGGUGCUGCCACUGGUCAUACUGAUCUUACUGGUGUCUGCAGUGGUGCUGUUCCGAAAUAGAUUACAGAAUUGCUGGUCAUGUAAGAACGUUCAACCAAAUGAACUUGUACAGCAAGAGAUGAAUGAGGAAGACGACCAAUCAGAAUGUUCCAGAGAGGGAACCAGACACUCAGGAACCAUUCUUGAAUCAUGAGUCAUCAAAUAAUGAAUCACUGCUCUCUCAUCCUGAGCAUGAUUCAUCAAAUACAGAAUUGCAGUUUUCUGCAGUGAUUCUUUGUGUGUGCAAACACCAACCAUGAGACAUACGGAAGACUCACAUACAGCCACCAUAAUGGAAUAUGCAGUGGGCAUUUUCCACUGCAAAAUGAGGUUUUACAGUUUUACAUUAUAAAACUCAUUAUAUGUUUACAUUAUAAAAACCAAAUUUCUAAAACUAUGCAACCGCACUUAUAAUGGAAAUGAUAAAUCAUAAAAGAAUUAGCAUGAAAAAGUUGAUGGGGAAAAUAUAUUUUAAGAUUUAAACAUCAGCAGCUCUUUUCAUUAAUCAAUGAUGUAACAGCAGUGUAUGUGACACCGACUUACUGUUCUGCACAAUUACAAUAUAUUCAGCUGUCUUUACAAAAUAAAGUAGAAAGAUAUACAUA
Messenger RNA from Electrophorus electricus (electric eel), 2096 nucleotides. RefSeq lists its product as uncharacterized. Lineage: Eukaryota; Metazoa; Chordata; Actinopteri; Gymnotiformes; Gymnotidae. The record is from RefSeq and is a predicted model, not a curated record.